AUGCCUAGGGAUAAACGCAACUCCAAGAUUUUGAAAUGCCUAAUAUGGACUCUUUACGAUCAGGCGUUGAAUCAUCUAAAGAAAGAUUACCGAUCACCGCAUUCGAUUUCAGCAGCUCAAGAGGAGAAUAAGGCAACAGCCAGGAAAUCUGAAAGCAUGUCUCUGAAAUUCGCAAUGCAAUGUCUGGCAGUGAUAUUACUGAACAUAUUUUUGUACAAUACUGUUCGAUACUCCUCGGCGGGAAGCACGAACUACGGUAAUUGCUCCCAUGAGAACGCUACUUUGAAUUCCUCGAAACAUGAGAUUGAUCUAAUCAAUUUUUCAUCAGAAUUGAAGUCCGGACGCAGGAAUCAUGGGAACGAUCACCCAUCAGCAUGGUUGCUUGAAGCAGCAGGUGCUUACACUAAAAAGGCAUCAGUGUCAUUCAGCGAUAUCGCCGAUAUCUGCGCCGAUUACUCUGGGGAUGAAUCCCCUUCCCAUUGUGCAACAAGCACUAUUGCGUCUGUACUACUUCUCGGCAGGUCUAUACUUUCCCUUCGAUCAGAGCUUAUCAAUUUUACCACUCCGCGCCUUUCGAAUAGACGACCACUGAAUCCCAACAUCGAUCCACCAGCUCUACUAGACACGAUGUACCCUAAUCCUUCAGAAUUUCUGAAAGCUGUACCAUACUAUUUUACCAAUACUAUCGGCUUUCCUGUGGAUCACGUAGGGUAUUAUUGUCCCCUCUCAUCCCCAUGCACCAACCCAGUAUUCAGCAUCUCAACCCAUCAAGAUGUUCCCUUGCUCUUCACAUUCCUCCCUUCUAUCCUCGGUACCCACACAGAAGCUCUCAAGUUUGGUUUCGGAAAUGCGACAGGCUACCACUUUUCUACCAACAAUUUCGCAAAUGGUGGCUUUGAUAUACUGUUUGAAAAAGCAGAGCUUCCUAUGCUUGAUCCUAUAAACGAUUACUAUCAAAUGAAACAAGAAGUACAUUGCCUUCUCAGUGAUGGACUGAAACUACCUGGUCUCUUUUUCAAUAUUCACACUCAUGGCUCUAGGGAGAAAGGCCUCCGUGGGGCAAUAAGCCCAUGGACCCUUAAGGAGAGAAGCGAGAUAGAGCGAAUGGAGUCGAUCAUGACUUUGGAAGAGAACAUGACUACUUGUGCGGCGGCCAUAGCAAUACGGCAUUCCAAGAGAGUAGAACUAUGGCUUCUGGGGGGUUUAAUUCUGGGAAUGGCUGGCUCAGGAGUAAUUGUGUCGAUAUUUUCUCGGUGGCUCGAGAACAGGCAAGGAAGGAUUCGUUUAUAA
Molecule: messenger RNA, 1290 nt
Organism: Botrytis porri
Lineage: Eukaryota; Fungi; Ascomycota; Leotiomycetes; Helotiales; Sclerotiniaceae
Exons: 2
Coding region: 1-1290 (429 amino acids)
Source: RefSeq, a predicted model, not a curated record